AUGGUCAUGUUGAGACACCCCUGUCUUCAUAUUUCUGCCAAGGGCAGAUUUAGAGGCAUACCUGUGGCAAGAGGGGCUCAUAUUCUUACUCAUUUAUCGUUUGCUGACGAUUGUAUGGUGUUUUGUAAGGUAGAUGUCUACCAGGCCCAAGGUUUAGCUUCUAUCCUUGCCAAGUACCAGGAGUUUUCAGGCCAGAGAGUUAAUCUAGCCAAAUCAUCCAUAUUUUUUAGCAGGAACACUCCAGUUGAAGUGAAAAAUGGGAAAUCACUAAGAGUGCAGGAUCAUAACUGGGUUCCAUGGUUGACUAUAAAAAUUCAAAGAGCAGGACAUAUUGGGGUGGCGGGCGGAUGGGCGUUCACAGAUGUCGUCGGCGAUCAGGCUCGAGAGGCAGCAGCGGCCCAACACGGUGAUGCUGUGAUGUUCUCACGGCUGGGAGUGAUGGCGCGCGAGCAGCUGGGCGGAAUCCCACUUGCGGUGUUUACAGCGGCGGCCGAAAAAACGAAGGUAGGCGAUGGUGGCGACCUGCGAGUCGGAGAAACCAGCGGCGGAAUGCUCGUCUUGGCUGCUAGGUCACGGCGAAGGAUCGUUGGGCUCGCCGGAGGAGGCUGGUCGCGGUCAGGAGAGCUCGCUGUGAAAGAUGCUCGCUGGGAAAAGCUUCACUGCAUCACUGUUCGCGGAAAGAAGAGCAGGUUGUGGCAUUGCUGUGCGGGGUUCGGGAAUCUCCGGAGGAACUUGCGAGGGAGCAACAUCACGGGAGGAGGGCCGUCGGAGUUCGUCGGGGUUGCUGCGUUGGGCUCGCGGCGGAGGUGUUGCAUGCGCGGCGACGGGAAUUUUGCAAAAGGAGAUGAUGGCGAUUAG
This is a messenger RNA of Striga asiatica, 858 nucleotides long. NCBI's taxonomy places the organism in Eukaryota, Viridiplantae, Streptophyta, Magnoliopsida, Lamiales, Orobanchaceae. The record is from the annotation of a GenBank genome assembly.